UAUCUAAGACCCAUUCGGUAAAACUACGUUCGUUCUUCUGCCCUCGCCGCAUCAGCUCGCGUUCUCCACCAUCUGCAGCCCCUGAACAGCAGCACCACCGCGGGAUCUGUAGCCUCCUGCCAGUACUGCGCCGCCGCAUCAGCUUGGUCCUCUUCCAGUGCCGCACCGCCUUUUGAAGCCACACAGCCAUUUGAAGCCGCAUAUGCAGCCUCCCGUAGCAGCCGCACCACCCGUUUGAGAAAGAUUUGAGAAGGAAUGGAAUUUUGCCCAACAUGUGGAUUAUUGUUGCGAUACGAGUUGCCACACAUGGGGCAACCUUCCAGAUUCUAUUGCCCCGCAUGUCCCUAUGUCUGUUCCAUGGAGAGCAGGGUUAAGAUCAAGAGAAAGCAACAGCUGGUCAAGAAAGAAAUUGAACCAGUUUUUACCCUCGACGACAUGAUGAAGGGGGGUUCUGAAACUGAAGCAACAUGCCCACAUUGCAACUUUGGAAGGGCCAAGUACCAACAGCUACAGAUCCGGUCAGCUGAUGAGCCGGCAACAACAUUUUAUUUUUGCUUGAACGAGAAGUGCUCAAGGAUGUGGCGUGAAGACUAGAUACUUUUUAUGUAUGUUUUAGUGCAAACUUUUUUAAGUUUUGCAAGGCGAUUCUUGCAUCUUCCAUGUUUGGAUGUCUCCAAGUAUUUGUGUGCGUGCUUCAGUUGUUUCAAUCUCCACCUUUAGCUCAACAUUAGAUCUUUGCCAACCGGGUACAGAAAUGAUGAGCGUCUUGUCAAGCUCAUAUCAUUUCUUGCUCCACUUAGAUUUGGAAAUGGCAGCUCAGAAUCCUUUGCAUUCAUUCAUCGGAGUGCAUUCUCUAAUACUACUAUAAUUUCUUUCCAA
Manihot esculenta (cassava) is the source of this 879-nucleotide messenger RNA. Its product is annotated as DNA-directed RNA polymerase III subunit RPC10. The transcript has 4 exons. Gene Ontology annotation, biological process: termination of RNA polymerase III transcription; DNA-templated transcription. The record is from RefSeq and is a predicted model, not a curated record. The coding region runs from base 256 to 594 and encodes 112 amino acids. Lineage: Eukaryota; Viridiplantae; Streptophyta; Magnoliopsida; Malpighiales; Euphorbiaceae. Gene Ontology annotation, cellular component: RNA polymerase III complex. Gene Ontology annotation, molecular function: DNA-directed RNA polymerase activity; nucleic acid binding; zinc ion binding.